AAGCCCGCCAAGUCAUCACCAAGACUGAACCUUUGGACGUGAAAAAGGAACCUGUAAAUAAAAAACUUGCUGUAUCUGCUAACCGGCGAAAAGUUGGCUUGAAAAGUGCUGUUCGUAAAACACCGGCAGCAUUGAAAAGUAGCUUGAAACAGACAACUGAAACACCAUUAGUUGCCAAACCCCGGAAGAAGAAAAGUACAGUGUUCGAAACACCCUCUCUUACGGGAGAACGCAAACGACGCCGGCCAAACAGAUACUCACCUGACCCCGGACCGUACGUGUAUGAUGAUGAAUUCCACACGCCCAAGACGACAUUCCGACCCAGACAAGCUGGUAACGGCAGGAAAAGAAUCUACGUUAGACUCUGGCACUAG
Molecule: messenger RNA, 374 nt
Organism: Auanema sp. JU1783
Lineage: Eukaryota; Metazoa; Nematoda; Chromadorea; Rhabditida; Rhabditidae
Source: the annotation of a GenBank genome assembly